Messenger RNA from Microdochium trichocladiopsis, 1980 nucleotides. RefSeq lists its product as uncharacterized. Gene Ontology annotation, molecular function: ATP binding; ATP-dependent protein folding chaperone. The record is from RefSeq and is a predicted model, not a curated record. Lineage: Eukaryota; Fungi; Ascomycota; Sordariomycetes; Xylariales; Microdochiaceae. The coding region runs from base 1 to 1980 and encodes 659 amino acids. The transcript is spliced from 5 exons.
AUGAGCAUCAACCUGCCGCUGCGCUCGUCGAGCAGCUUCAGCUCGUCAAGGAACCAAGCAUCCCGCAACUACUUCACCAACCACACGCAAGCUUCAUCGUCAUCGCUGGAGGCCAUAAAUGGACCUGUCCGCGAGGCUGUCCGGGAUCUUAUCGCCCCUCCAAACGAUAGACUGAUCGUCGGUGUCGACUUCGGGACCACGUUCUCCGGAGUUGCCGCCGUGUACACAGCCACGCCUGACGAUGUCGAAAUCAUAAAAACAUGGCCUGGCGGCAACGGCAUCACUUCUGACAAGGUGCCGACGGAGUUGUCGUACACCACGCCUGUCAAUUCAUUACCUGGCGCCGAGCCGACUGUGAAAUGGGGCUUCCAGUUCAAGCCUGAAGAAUCACGCCUAAGAUGUAUCAAGCUGUUCCUCGACAGGUCUCAGAAACUACCUUUCUAUGUCAGCCCACAGGAUACAGCAACCGAGUUGCAGAAAUACAACAAGAACGUCGUCGAUGCGGUCAGUGAUUAUCUCACGCAGGUCUACAAACACACCAUCGACACUCUGACUCGUAGAUACGGCGAGUCAUUCAUGGCAUCGACAAAGGUCGACUUUGUGCUCACGUGCCCCGCCGUAUGGUCUGACACGGCCAAGAACACGACGCUCGUGGCUGCAGAGCGGGCUGGGAUGGGCAAGCAGGCGGACAUCCAGAUGAUCAGCGAGCCUGAAGCAGCCGCUGUGUAUACUCUGAAAGCAAUUCAGCCUAACCACCUCAAGAUCAAUGACAACUUCAUUGUGUGCGACGCUGGAGGUGGAACUGUCGACCUGAUUGCAUACAAAAUCGUGUCUCUGAAGCCCCUGCGAGUAGAAGAGUCUGCUGUAGGCACGGGUGGCCUGUGCGGAAGUGCUUUUCUCAAUUAUCGUUUCGAGGAGCACGUCCGAAACCGGCUUGGAAUCGCACGCUUCAACGAGAUGAAGUUGAAGAAGGCCAAGACGUGGCAGAUGGGGUUGAAGUACUUUGAAGAGUUUGUCAAGCGGAAUUUCAACGAGGACGAACACCAAGAAAUCAACGUGCCUUUCCCCGGACUGCCUGAUGACGAGGAGGCUGGACUCGACUCAGGGUUUCUCGUCUUAACGGCAGCACAAAUCAAGGAUAUCUUUGAGCCAGUCGUAAAAGAGGUGUGCGACCUUGUGCAGGGCCAAGUGGAUGGCUUGCGGCGGAAGGGUGGUAUCGUCUCGGGCAUCGUUCUUGUUGGUGGCUUUGGCCAGAGCGAGUACCUUUACAGACGGCUCAAGGCACACUUCACGAGUGCUGCUCCACCGCCAUACACCGAGCGGCCAACGCAUUCCAGCGCCACGGUAUCGGAGAAUGGGUCCAUAGAAGUCAUGCAGCCCUUGUAUGCCUGGACGGCGGUUGUUCGUGGCGCAGUACUUCGCGGCGUGGAAGGCAACAUGGUGGUGAGCAGGAAGUCGAGAUACCACUACGGCACCUCGUACGCAACAGUGUAUGACGAGGACCGACACAAUGUUGGCGAGCGAUACUGGAGCCCGCUGUGGGAAAGGUGGAUGGUCAGUGACCGUAUGCAGUGGCACAUAGCCAAGGUGAGUCUCCUGCCUCCUCCGUUGGGGAGGCUGCCACGUUCCAAUGCUGACUGGAUCCAGGGCGAGGCGCUUUCACCACUGACGCCAAUUGCGUUCCACUACACUCGCAACUUCCGGCCCGGGCAGUCGCUCGUAGUCACCGAUGAUCUGAUCGGCUGCGAUGCGGACGAUCCCCCGGACGCGUAUGGGAAAGACCUGAUCCAUGUCUGCACACUCACAACAGAUCUGAGCGCGGUGCCGCGCAGUCUGUUUACAAGACUGACGACGACAAGAGGGGUCGAGUUCGACAACCUCGACUUUACUCUUGAGAUGAUUGUCGACAGCGCGGGACUAGGUUUUGAGCUCAAGGUAGAUGGAGUAAGGUAUGGCCGAGUAGAGGCCGAUUUUCACUGA